AUGGCCGCCGCUACCACCGCUGCUUCGGCUCAGCAGCCCACCGUCUUUCCCCACAGCCAUGUCGGCUUCGAUAGCAUUACUUCCCAGAUCGAGCGGAAGCUGUUGAAGCGUGGCUUCCAGUUCAACGUCAUGUGUGUUGGACAAACUGGCCUGGGCAAAUCGACUCUCGUCAACACCAUCUUCGCAUCCCACCUGAUCGACUCCAAGGGCCGUCUCACCCCCAAUGAGCCCGUGCGCUCCACCACCGAGAUUCAGACUGUUUCGCAUAUUAUUGAGGAGAACGGCGUGCGUCUCCGUCUGAACAUUGUGGACACACCUGGCUACGGUGACCAGGUCAACAACGACCGAUGCUGGGACCCCAUUGUCAAGUACAUCAAGGAUCAACACUCGGCCUACCUCCGCAAGGAACUCACUGCUCAGCGUGAGCGUUACAUCCAAGAUACCCGUAUUCACUGCUGCUUGUUCUUCAUCCAGCCCUCUGGCCAUGCCCUCAAGCCCAUCGAUAUUGUCGUUUUGAAGAAGCUCUCGGAUGUUGUCAACGUUGUCCCCGUCAUCGCCAAGGCCGAUUCCCUCACCCUUGAAGAGCGUCAGGCAUUCAAAGAGCGGAUCAAGGAGGAGUUCUCUUUCCACAACCUGAAGAUGUACCCUUACGAUAAUGAUGAGCUCGACGAUGAGGAGCGUGCCAUCAAUGCCCAAAUCAAGGAUAUCAUUCCCUUCUCCGUUGUCGGUAGUGAGAAGACCAUUGUCGUCAACGGCAAGCAGGUUCGCGGCCGCCAGAACCGCUGGGGUGUUAUCAACGUCGAGGAUGAGAACCACUGCGAAUUUGUCUACUUGCGCAACUUCUUGACCCGCACCCACCUGCAGGACCUGGUCGAGACCACCAGCCAGAUCCACUACGAGACUUUCCGUGCCAAGCAGCUUCUGGCUCUGAAGGAGAGCAGCGCCGCCGGAGGUGGUGGUCACUCGGCUGGCAGCCGGCCCAUCAGCCCCUCCGCUGAUCGGGAGCUCAGCCGCAACUCUCAACGCGCCGCCAUGAACGGAUACUGA
Molecule: messenger RNA, 1047 nt
Organism: Penicillium cinerascens
Lineage: Eukaryota; Fungi; Ascomycota; Eurotiomycetes; Eurotiales; Aspergillaceae
Gene: aspD
Product: septin aspD
Exons: 6
Coding region: 1-1047 (348 amino acids)
Biological process (GO): cytoskeleton-dependent cytokinesis
Cellular component (GO): microtubule cytoskeleton; cell division site; septin ring
Molecular function (GO): molecular adaptor activity; GTP binding; GTPase activity
Source: RefSeq, a predicted model, not a curated record